Molecule: messenger RNA, 4790 nt
Organism: Alosa sapidissima (American shad)
Lineage: Eukaryota; Metazoa; Chordata; Actinopteri; Clupeiformes; Clupeidae
Gene: fkbp15b
Product: FKBP prolyl isomerase family member 15b
Exons: 30
Coding region: 174-3971 (1265 amino acids)
Cellular component (GO): growth cone
Molecular function (GO): peptidyl-prolyl cis-trans isomerase activity
Source: RefSeq, a predicted model, not a curated record
AACAGGAAGCGAUGUGGUUGUUAGCUAGUCUAGCUCUCUGGCUACAUUAGCUAUGACCUGUGCAUAUUCGAGUACGUUUUGUCCGAAGAGUAAACCACGACAUUAGUCGUUUGGAGAGUGCAAUAAUCCGUAUCUGUUUCGUCUGCACUGGAACAGGACAUCUAAAAAGAAUUAUGUUCUCCACAGAUGAUGAGGAUGGAGAUUUUUUGUCUCCCACAGGAGGGGCAAAGUUGGCGUCUCUCUUUGGACUUGAUCAGGCAACAAGUCAAGGCAAUGAAUCAUUCCAGUACACGGCCCCAAAGCAACCAAGGAAGAGUUCUAUGAACUCAGGUCCACCUACUCAGAAGCCACCUCCACCAGCUGGAACCCCUGCAGUGCUUUUAGCAACAGCAGUUCAUGCCUACAGAUACGUUAAUGGACAGUACAUGAAGCAAGGCAAACUGGGAGCUGCUGUGCUGGGAAGUCACACUAGUAAAGAGUACAAGCUGCUGCUGUAUGCCAGUCAACAGAAGCCAGUCACGUCAGCCAAGAUUCACACGGGCUUCAUCUUCAUUGUUCAGCCUAGCAAUUACUGCACAUUCUACGAUGACCAGCGGCAGAACUGGUCAGUGAUGUUUGAGUCUGAGAAAGCAGCGCUGGACUUCUGUAAGGAGGUGUGUUUGUCAAAGGUCAACAGUGCGGCUCAGCUGGAUGCUGUGAUCGUGCAGGACCUGACGCUCGGAGAGGGACAGGCAGUGGAGAAUGGCGACUCUCUGGAGGUGGCCUACACGGGCUGGCUACUGCAGAACCACACCACUGGAGCGGUGUUUGACUCCAAUCUCAAUAAAGACAAGCUCCUGCGGCUGAAGCUAGGCGCUGGGAAAGUCAUUAAGGGCUGGGAAGAGGGGAUGGCGGGCAUGAAGAAGGGUGGACGGCGACUUCUUGUGGUUCCCCCCAACCAGGCGUACGGCGCGCAGGGCGUGCCUAACCGCGUGCCAGCGAACAGCACGCUGAUCUUUGAAACAGAGAUCAGAAGGGUGAAGUUUGCCAAGGAUGGAGGCUCUGAGCGGGUCAGUAUCGGCUCUCGGGACUCGGCCGCACCCUCGCCUGCCCCCAGUGUGGAGAGUCUGGGCCCUGAGGUGACCGCACAGCCUCCACCUGCUGCCUCAGCUCCGGCUAAACAAGGAGAUGCACCCCUGCGUGUGAAAUCCAACUCUAUCAGUGAACAGUUAACGAAUCCUGACGUGACCAAAGCCAAGCUCAUCUCCCGCAUGGCUAAGAUGGGUCAGCCCAUGCUGCCCUUCCUGGCCGGUCCAGCGACGUCCCCACACGCAGAUUCCAGCGACUCUGAAAUGGAGGACCCCAGUGUGUCACGUGCGAAGGAGCGUCCUGUGGCUCCCUCUCCUGAGCCUGUGCAGAUCACAGCUGCCCCUCCGACCUCCGUGCAUGUGACCUCACAUCCUCAUGCGAACCCUGCUGCAGCACUGAUGCCGGUCACCAUGGCGACUGCCACCCCACAGCCCAUGAUGCCAGGUUCCCUCCAUGCUUUUCAGCCGUACACUUACACACAGUCUGUGGCUCCCUCUCACUUGCAGCCUGAGAUGUAUGCCGGUCAGACAGUAGCAUACCAGGGACCUAGAGAUGUCACGUCCUUCCUCAUGACCGAGGCUCGUCAGCACAACACCGAGAUCCGACUGGCCGUGGGCAAAGUUGGAGAUAAAGUUGACCAGCUGGCUGCUAAGGUGGAUGACCUCCAGAGGCAGGGUGGACACUCACUGGGGUUCUCCAAUGUCUCCAUGGAAACAUCAAUGAUCAUGCACAACAUUCAGAGAAUAAUACAGGAAAAUGAGUGCUUGAAGAAGGAGGUCUUUGACAAGAGCACACGCAUUGAAGAGCAAAACCGCAAGAUUGGAGAACUCAUCAACCAAAACCAGAGGUACAUGGAACAAAGUAACCUCCUGAUGGAGCAGAGGAAUGACUCUCUGAAGAGCACCAGUGAGCAGAGCCAGGCACGACUUCUUCAAGCAGAGCAAGAUAAGCAUGCAUUUCCACCAGACAUGGGUUUGGAUCAGGCUCAUUUGACGGAGGAGUUGGCGGGCUCCACUGCCCGUGUGUCGGAGCUGCAGCUGGAGGUGAGCUCCCAGCAGCAGAAGGCUGCCGCCCUGCAGGCCAAACUGAACACUGCGCUCCAGGAGCGAGACCAACACGCCAGCCAGCUCACCACCCUGCAGACCCAGCUGGAAGAGGUGAAGGAGACGGGGGAAAGAGUACACACACAGUACAAGGCCGAGAAACAGAAGCGCAAAGAGGUGGAGCUGAAGCUGAGCAGUGUGGAGGAGGAGCUGCAGGACCUGACCACAGAGAAGGACAGCCUGGAGCGAACUCUUUUGGACAGGAAGAGGAAGUGGCAAGCUGAGCGUGAGCGCUGUGACGAGGAGCUGGAGGAGGUGCGCAGGAGCAGCCAGCAGGAGCUGGACAACCUGAGGAGCCAACUGCGCAAGGCCAGGACGAGCACUGACCACGCCGCCCAAGAACAGAUGACCCAGCUGCAGGCUGAGCUGGAACAGGAGUGGCAGGCCAAGUGUGACCAAGCUCUGGCUUCAGCCAAGGAGCAGCAGACUCGAGCGAUUGUAGAGCUCACCGAGCACAGAGACGGCCUGGAGGUCAAACUCACACAACUACAGGAGAAGUUCUCAGUGCUGAAGCAAUCCCGGGAGUCAGAGGAGCAGAGACUCCUCCAGCAGCAGGAUCAGAGUGAGGAGCUGCAGGCUCUCAAAGACAAGUACUCUGCUCUGGAGGGCCGGGCGGUGUCCAUGAGGCAGCAGUAUGAGACUCGCGUGGCGGAGCUGGAAAGGCGUCUGGAGGAGCAGCAGCCGCAGGAGGAGGAGAAGCUGGAGCAGGCAGACACCGCAGUAGAGGUGAAGCGUGUGAUGAAUGGAGUGUUCCACUCACUACGGGGGGAGUUUGACCUCCAUGAGUCCUACAAAGGCAGUGCCAUUCUUGGUGUUCUGGUCAGCACCAUUAAGAAUGUAACCCUACAACUCCUUGCAAAGAGUGAGAAGACUUCUGUAGAACAGAGUCAACAAGAGGAGGAAGAGGAAGAUGAGGAAGAUGAGGAAGAGACUGAAGUGUCACCGACCACACAGAUGAAUGGGAAGAAAGAGGAGGUGGAUGACAAAGAAAAAGAGAUUGAUGAGAAGGACGUGGAGAAGAAUGUGCAGAAAGUGGUGGAGGAGAAGAGUGCACCUCCAGAGAGAGAGGAGGAGAAGAGUGCACCUCCAGAGAGAGAGGAGAAGAGUGCACCUCCAGAAAGAGAGGAGGAGAAGAGUGCACCUCCAGAAAGAGAGGAGGAGAAAGUGCCUGAAGCCAUCAGAGAUGAAGUGGCCACGGACAAGCAUGCAGAACAGCCAGGGAAAGCGGAGGAGGAAGUCGUCCCAGAGAACAAUGAAGUGCCCACUCGCACUGACCAGGAAGCACAGCACACAGAAGUCGUGACCAAUCAGGUGACUGUUAUGGACACUACUGUACAAGCUGUCUGCCAGGCAGACAGCCAGAGUGCCAAAGAGACUGUAGACCCAAGCAAGGCCAAACCCCAAGAGCACUUAGUUUCUGAGGAAGAGGUAAAGCCACACCCUCCUACCGACACCAGCCCUGACAAAGACACAGGGAAGCACAACGAGAACGCGGCCAACCCUCUAGGGGAAGCUGUUGUCACGGACACCAGAUCUGGACCACCCACUCAGCCCCCACCACCACCACCAAACGUCACACACGAAAACACAAAGGCCACCACAUCCAACAGUCUGACUGGGGGAGUAGAGGAGGAAAAUGGAGAGGAGCCAUUUUUCAAGAAGGCCGCCCCCCCGGUCAAACCCCCACCCACCCCGACAGAGGAUGACGAUGAUGAGUUGAGUAUGAAGGGAAGACCUCCCCCUGCCCCACUGUUUGGAGAUGACGACGAUGACGAGGAUGAUUUGGACUGGCUGAGCUGAGCAGUGACCAAAAGCUGCCUUUAAGGAGGCCAGGACAGUUCCAUGGCAGAGCAGCCUGCUGGCAAACGAGAUGAAUUUCCAUCUGAUUGGUUGGAUGGAUGAAGGACUGGGUUGGACUGGAGCUGAACUGCCGCUGCUGAAUGUCACCAUGGAUGUAUACCAGAGCACCAGCCACAGGGGAUGUCCUAUGAUUCUCUAGUACUCAGAUCAGAGGGAAAGCAAACAAUCUGUGGCUUAAAGGUCCUGACGGUUGAACUGAAGGUCAUACAGAAACAGAAGAGACUGUGAUUGACUGGUUUGCUGCUUCUUAAAAAAAAAAAAAAAAAAAUAUCAUGAUCUUUCACUUGGGGUAGCUUGUCUUAAUUCUCAAACAGCUACCACUGUUAAUGUUUCUUUCUUUCACAGGCACUUCAUAAAACGGCUUUUUACUUGGAAGAUCAUGGUUCCUUUAAAAGCUGCAUUAUUUGUGACCGCAAAGCCUUUUGAUAUAACAGACUACAUAUUGUAGGACGAACAAUGACAUUUCACAAGACCUGUAUGAGAAUGAGAAAAAAAAAAAAUGUUUUAAGUAUGAAGCCUAUGAAGUGUGGCUAAGCUGAUUACUGGCCUCGCUUUUAUUUGAAAGCCCAGAUGUUCAUUUAAUGUGUUGAUUCAUGCAUCGUUUCCUUACUUUUUGUAAAGAGGAUUCUUGAGAUUCAACAAAUAUUUUCAGCAUUGUGCUAUCUGUGCUAGCUGGCAAAUGGUAGAAUUUUACAUCCUGUUUCUUUUUUGCUAACAGUAAUUAAUGUUGAUUAAUAAAUAGAGUACUACCUUUCAGAA